GGUGCCAUGGAUGUGUGCUUCGUACAGCGCAACAUCACAGUCAAGUAAACCUAAGACUGCAAUCAUAAUGCUUAAUAUGGGCGGGCCUAAAACCACUGACCAGGUAGGCGACUAUCUCCACCGAAUAAUGACAGAUCGCGAUAUGAUUCAAUUGCCCGUACAGAAUAAACUAGGGCCAUGGAUAGCGAAGCGGAGAACGCCUGAAGUUACCAAAAAAUAUGAAGAGAUAGGCGGAGGGUCGCCUAUAUUAAAAUGGACACAAACUCAAGGUAAAUUGCUAACAGAAGAAUUGGACAAAGUAUCAAAAUUGACAGCUCCACACAAGCCCUAUGUAGCGUUUAGAUAUGUACCCCCGUUUACUGAAGAAACAUUUGAACAGAUAGAAAAGGAUAGAAUAGAGAGGGCGGUGAUAUUUUCCCAAUAUCCACAGUACAGUUGCGCCACCACAGGUUCGAGUAUGAACGCCAUAUUUGACUUCUACAAAAAUCGCAAAGUUCCACCGAUACAGUUCAGUAUCAUAGAGCGUUGGGGCUCGCACCCGUUGUUGGCGAGAGUGUUCGCAGAACGUAUAAGGGAGAAACUGACGCUUUUCGACCCUAAACUUCGCAAUAAUGUGCUCAUAUUGUUCACAGCCCACAGUCUGCCGUUGAAGGCAGUAUCGAGAGGCGACACCUACCCACACGAAAUCGCGGCGUCAGUAUCGCAAGUGAUGACUCAAUUGAAAGUUCCCAACCCACAUCGAUUGGUGUGGCAGUCCAAGGUGGGACCGUUGCCUUGGCUCGAGCCCUAUACUGAUGAUGCUAUUAAGCUGUACUCCAGGCAAGGCCACAAGCACAUGAUUCUAGUCCCUAUAGCGUUUGUCAACGAACAUAUAGAAACUCUACAUGAACUUGAUAUUGAAUACUGCGACGAGAUUGCCAAAGAGGCGGGUGUAGUACAAAUAGAAAGGGCAGCUACCCCCAACGACCAUCCCAUAUUCAUCCAAACGUUAGUCGAUGUGGUCAACACACAUUUACAACAGGGGCCUCGAAUAUCAUCACAGUUCCUUACACAAUGCGUGCACUGCACAAGUCCCCGCUGCAAAGCUUCUAAAGAAUUCUUCAACAGUCUCUGUAGUACGCCAGUCACAGCCUCGGAGCGCAUCUUCGUAGAUCCACGGCAUAGUGUCGCCCGCGCAUAGUUAAUAAGCAUAUUUGCAGGACCAGUUUUCAUAAAAUUUUAAAUAGGCAUGUAGUUGUUAUCGACACUUUUAUCGAUAGAUUGUGAAAGAAGGUAAAAUUUUUCCAAAAAUGUCUUGAUUGUUAAUGUUACGACGUUCUAAUGAUUACUAAUUGCGUUU
Molecule: messenger RNA, 1339 nt
Organism: Hyposmocoma kahamanoa
Lineage: Eukaryota; Metazoa; Arthropoda; Insecta; Lepidoptera; Cosmopterigidae
Gene: FeCH
Product: ferrochelatase, mitochondrial
Exons: 9
Coding region: 11-1180 (389 amino acids)
Biological process (GO): heme biosynthetic process
Molecular function (GO): protoporphyrin ferrochelatase activity
Source: RefSeq, a predicted model, not a curated record